CUUCCUCCCCCUAUUGCUAGUGUUGAGUUCUCAAGGCGCAUGCGCGCUCUCUCUCUCUCCCAGCCGCCUCGGGCGUGCUUUCCGCCCAGGCCCAAUUAGAGGAGGAGAGGUCAAAGGUCACGGCGGUGGCGGUUGGCGGGCGGAAGUGGAAGAGAGGAGGCCUCUGCUUCGAUCCAUCAUGGCGGCGUCUGAGUUAGAAGCGGCUCCCUGAGCUCCGGAGGAGGAGGAGGAGCCCCCUCGACCAUGCACAGCUUGGCCACGACCGCGCCUGUGCCAACGGCACUUGCUCAGGUUGAUCGAGAGAAAAUUUAUCAAUGGAUCAAUGAGCUUUCUAGCCCUGAGACUCGUGAGAACGCAUUGCUGGAGCUAAGUAAAAAGCGAGAGUCUGUCCCUGAUCUUGCUCCAAUGUUAUGGCACUCCUUUGGUACAAUUGCAGCUCUCUUACAGGAAAUCGUAAAUAUCUACCCAUCUAUAAAUCCACCAACUUUGACAGCUCAUCAGUCCAACAGAGUCUGCAAUGCUUUGGCACUUCUACAAUGUGUUGCAUCACAUCCAGAAACCAGGUCAGCCUUCCUUGCUGCUCAUAUCCCUCUCUUCUUGUAUCCCUUCUUGCAUACUGUCAGUAAGACUCGUCCCUUUGAGUACCUGCGACUCACAAGUCUUGGAGUAAUCGGGGCCCUGGUGAAGACAGAUGAGCAAGAAGUAAUUAACUUCUUAUUGACGACUGAAAUUAUCCCUUUGUGCUUACGCAUCAUGGAGUCUGGCAGUGAACUUUCCAAAACGGUUGCUACCUUUAUUCUACAGAAAAUCCUAUUGGAUGAUACGGGACUGGCUUACAUCUGUCAGACUUACGAAAGAUUUUCUCAUGUUGCAAUGAUAUUGGGUAAAAUGGUCCUGCAGCUUUCGAAAGAGCCUUCUGCCAGGCUGCUGAAACAUGUGGUCCGUUGUUACCUUCGCCUUUCUGAUAAUCCAAGAUGUAGGGCACGGGAAGCCCUCAGGCAGUGCCUUCCUGACCAGCUGAAAGAUACCACCUUUGCCCAGGUUCUGAAAGAUGACACCACCACCAAGCGUUGGCUGGCACAGCUGGUCAAGAAUCUGCAAGAAGGCCAGGUCACCGAUCCCAGGGGCAUCCCCCUUCCUCCACAGUGACAGCCAAGGAGGUGGCGGAACCCAGGAGGAAACAGCUCAGGUUUACAGAGAGCCAGGAACCAAUGACCUCUUCCAGAUCCUGUCAGGCAUGUGUGGGCAGCUCCUUGGACUGUGAAAAGCUACCCGGACAGCAGGCCCUUUCUAUAGCAACUUUUCACCAUGCCUCUGAGGAUUAUGACACCAGCAAACACAGUUGGGACAGACAAGCCCUCUUUUAGUGUAUGGGCUUUGUUGUGCUGUUCAGUUGAGCACCAAGCUGGGCAUUGUUGCUGCCAGCAGCAUCUCUCCUUGUCUGAUUCAACGUGGCAGGCUUGGGAAGUGUUCCUCAGAUUCCUUGUUGUUCAGUGUUUACAUGUAAGUUCAAUAAAGGUUGGUCUAGUAAUUUGACCCUCUUAGGAGUACCUUUUGAGCUGCAUCUAGCUCUAAGCAGAAGAGGCCUAUUUUCCUCGUCACCACUGGAAAUUAUGCUUUCAUAGGAGGAAUUCCCUAAUUCAUUCUUUUGAUAAGUUCAGCCACUGUGGCUUGGGCUCUUAGAAUUUUCAGUCUGUGAAGAUUGGGUGGGGGCAGUAAUAUAUGUAAUCAUCCUCGCCUCUUAAGGGAUUGUUCCUGGUAUGUCAGAAAGCACUGACUUCCUGGAUUGUAUUCCUUUGUCCAUACAGUAGAACAAUUCCUGCCUCUGUGGCUAUAUUUGAACCAGUGUCAAAUCUUCCAUUGAUCCACCUCCACUAACCUCCUAGUCAUUAUGAGCCAGAAUGCUGCCAAAACAUUCCUUUAACAGUCAAACUCUUCUGCGGGGUUGGGAAGGGAAGCUUGUUGUGUGGAUGCCACAGCUUAUGAACCAGCAAGCUUUGUGGCUUCCCACUUCAUUGCAGCCAGUGCCACUGGUUAAUAAGGCAACCCUAGGGCUCAGCAGAACAGACAGGGACCAAGAGCUAUUUCAGGCAGCCAGGAAAUGCUGCAGAUAUUUUAGCCUUGCUGGCUGCUGUUGGGAAGCACAGUGGCUGCAAUUGCAAGGGCUCUCAUGCUCUUUAUCCUCUUUCCCCCCGCCUCCACCAACAUUUGUAGGUGUCUCCUAUGGCAGAGGAGUCAUUAUGGAUUAUAUAGAGGCAGCCUUUCCCCUGCCCAUUGAGUAAAAGAAGUGAAUGUAGUGUGUAUGUGUUGAGUGUGGAAGCCCCGAUUCAUCCAGGCUGUUUGUCCAUUGCACAGCACCACUGGGAGCAGGUGGCUUCUGUUCCCUUGCUGGAUCCCUUAGCCUCAGCACCUGUUGCAGCUUUGGGUAGGAACCUGUUUUCUCUUUCCCCUCCUUUUUUUUUUUUCCUUUGCUGAUGGCUGGCCAGGCCAUGCCAGGAGUGUCUUAACUCUUCCCUCUCUAUGUGGACUGCUUUUGCUGUUACAGCGGCUCCCAGUUUUAUAACAGCCUUGUUUUUCCAUCCCUGCCUUGAGUGGACUUUACCAACUGCUUCUGUUUUGUAACUUGAAUAAAAAAUAAGCCAAAUGAA
Sceloporus undulatus (fence lizard) is the source of this 2648-nucleotide messenger RNA. It is a transcript of the gene CNOT9, whose product is annotated as CCR4-NOT transcription complex subunit 9. The transcript is spliced from 8 exons. Bases 244 to 1149 code for a protein of 301 amino acids. The record is from RefSeq and is a predicted model, not a curated record. Gene Ontology annotation, biological process: negative regulation of translation; mRNA catabolic process. NCBI's taxonomy places the organism in Eukaryota, Metazoa, Chordata, Lepidosauria, Squamata, Phrynosomatidae. Gene Ontology annotation, cellular component: CCR4-NOT core complex; P-body; CCR4-NOT complex.